AUGCCUCCUCCACUUCCCUCCUCCCACCGGGGGAUGACAGCAAACCCUAUCAAACCCAGUCGCUACCGUCCCGGAAAGGCAGUUCCUGAAGAUCCCUCCUCAUCAGAAGAGGAAGAAGAGGAAGAGGAUGUCGAGGCGCAAAGAGAACAAGAACGGCGCAGACAAGCCGAGGCGCAGCGCCGCAGACAGCAACCCAAAGCCAGCUCAUUCCCUGCAGCCGCAGCUGUACAAAAGCCCGAGGAAGAUGACGACGAAGAAGGAUUCGUCACAGAAGACGAAGACGACGAGGCCGCUCCGGCACCAAAAGCUGUACCGCAAACUACGACCAAUGACAUAAAACCUACAGUGGCUAAGCCCGUUUCCGCACCCACAGCAGACAGCAGCGAAGGAGAAGAGGAGGAGGAAGAAGAAGAAGAGGAAGAGGAAAGCUCCGAAGAAGAAAGUAGUUCGGAAGACGAAGCUCCAAGACGCAUGCUCAUACGACCAACAUUUAUUAAAAAGGACAAGCGCGCCACCCAAGAGUCUGCCGGCCAGACCCAGAACAAAAGUGCAGCAGACCGCGAAGCCGAAGCGGAAGCGCAUCGCGCAGCCCAGCGCAAAGAAAAAGCAGACAUUCUUAUCCGCGACCAACUCGAAAAAGAAGCAAUCGCGCGCUCCACAGCCAACAGAGCUUGGGACGACGACGAUCUCGUCGAAGCAGACGAUGAAGAAGCAAUCGAUGACAAAGACGAUAUUGAUCCCGAAGCCGAGCGCGCAGCUUGGAAACUGCGUGAAUUAAAGCGCGUCAAGCGGUCCCGGGAAGCAAUCGAAGAGGCCGAGAAAGAGCGCGAGGAGAUUGAGCGUCGGCGCAAUCUCACCGCGGAAGAGCGGGACCGGGAAGACAGCGAGUUCAUCGCGAAGCAAAAGGAAGAUCGCGAGGCUACGCGUGGUCAGACAGGCUUUAUGCAGCGCUAUUUCCACAAGGGUGCUUUCUUCCGUGGCGACCAGGAAGCGGAGGGUCUUGAUCAGCGGAAUGUCAUGGGUGCGAGGUUUGAGGAUGAUGUCAAUCGGGACACAUUGCCUCAAUACAUGCAAGUGCGCGAUAUGACGAAGCUGGGCAAGAAGGGCAGAACUCGGUAUCGUGACUUGAAGACUGAGGAUACGGGUCGAUUUGGGGAUGGGCUUGAGAAUCGGAGGAGGAGGGAUGGGCCGCCUGAGGGUGUGACUGAUGAGCGGUUCAUGCCUGACCGUGGUGAUGACCGCGACCGGGAUCGCGGGCCUACUGGUGCUAAUGCUAGUGUUGUCAGGUCGCGGUGGAGGUCGAGGUCUAGGUCUGGCUCGCCGCGGCGGGACCGGGACAGGCGUGAAAGGGAUUCAGGGAGGUAUGAUCGGAGUCGAUCUAGGGAGAGACGGAAGCGAAGCCCAUCGCCUUAUGAGGACCGGGAGAAGAGGCGGCGCGUGGAUCCAUGA
This is a messenger RNA of Penicillium nucicola, 1449 nucleotides long. RefSeq names its product microfibrillar-associated 1 family protein. The coding region runs from base 1 to 1449 and encodes 482 amino acids. The transcript has a single exon. Gene Ontology annotation, molecular function: RNA binding. Gene Ontology annotation, cellular component: U2-type spliceosomal complex. The record is from RefSeq and is a predicted model, not a curated record. Gene Ontology annotation, biological process: mRNA splicing, via spliceosome. NCBI's taxonomy places the organism in Eukaryota, Fungi, Ascomycota, Eurotiomycetes, Eurotiales, Aspergillaceae.